Messenger RNA from Trichophyton benhamiae CBS 112371, 672 nucleotides. RefSeq names its product U6 snRNP-associated protein Lsm7 (gene lsm7). NCBI's taxonomy places the organism in Eukaryota, Fungi, Ascomycota, Eurotiomycetes, Onygenales, Arthrodermataceae. Gene Ontology annotation, biological process: mRNA splicing, via spliceosome; nuclear-transcribed mRNA catabolic process. Gene Ontology annotation, molecular function: RNA binding. The transcript has 3 exons. Gene Ontology annotation, cellular component: U12-type spliceosomal complex; spliceosomal tri-snRNP complex; catalytic step 2 spliceosome. The record is from RefSeq and is a predicted model, not a curated record. The annotation marks the transcript as partial.
AGCAAAAAAGACAAGAAGAGAACAAGAACAGCCAGCCUCAACUCAGGCCAUAACGACCUUGCUCGAGGAGGAUACCUACUCUUACAUCUUUACUCCUGGACUGUCCAUACACAAGCUGAUACCCCCCCCACACAUACCAACAUAUUCACACAAUUCACAAAAAGAAGAAAACAAUAUACCAAGAUAAAAAAAAAAAAAACAAUAAAUAAUACCCAAAAUUAUCAUGGCCAGCACCGGGGAGGCCAUGGCCAAGGUCAGCGGGACGGACAGAGAGACGGGGGCCAGCAGCGAGACGGACAGGGCCAGCAGCAGCAGGAGAAGCCCAAGAAGGAGAACAUCCUGGACCUGACCAAGUACAUGGACAAGGAAGUCAACGUCAAGUUCAACGGCGGCAGAGAGGUUACCGGCGUGUUGAAGGGGUAUGAUCAGCUCAUGAACCUCGUGCUGGACGAUGUCAAGGAGACCAUGCGGGGUAAGACAGUACAUUUAGAUUUUAAAGAAGUAGAUGGUUUGAAUAUGUUUGCUGACUGGCUGGGGGUAGAUGAUAAUGACAAUGUAACGACUCGCUCGCUGGGGCUGAUCGUGGCGAGGGGGACGCUGUUGGUGCUGCUCUCGCCGGCGGACGGGAGCGAGGAGAUUGCCAACCCUUUCGUGCAGCAGGAAGACGAAUAA